Archocentrus centrarchus (flier cichlid) is the source of this 4795-nucleotide messenger RNA. It is a transcript of the gene c6h11orf58, whose product is annotated as chromosome 6 C11orf58 homolog. NCBI's taxonomy places the organism in Eukaryota, Metazoa, Chordata, Actinopteri, Cichliformes, Cichlidae. The coding region runs from base 104 to 637 and encodes 177 amino acids. The record is from RefSeq and is a predicted model, not a curated record. The transcript is spliced from 5 exons.
GACUGCACCGGAAGUUGCUAUAGGAGGAUUGUUGACAUAUCCUGCUAGCUUUUGCUAGAUGGCAUGAUAUUUUGUCGAUAUUUUUCUAAAGCUGUCGUUCACAAUGAGCUCUCCAGAGGACAAGCACGGAACAAAACGACCCGCGUCCCCCAGUGAAGAUGGGGCUACACAGUGGGCCUCUGCAGAUUUGGGAAGCGAUGAGAGAAGGCAAAAGUUUUUACGGUUGAUGGGGGCAGGCAAGAAAGAACACACUGGGCGCCUGGUCAUUGGUGACCACAAAUCAACGUCUCACUUCCGCAGUGGUCAGGAAGAUCAGAAGAUCAAUGAGCAGCUGGAGCUGCAGUACCAGCAGGGAAUGGAUGGGAAGUUGUCAGGACGCAACCGGAGACAUUGUGGUCUGGGUUUCAGUGAGCCUGAACCACAGCCAGAGUCGAUCCCUUCACCUCCAGUAGACGGACAGACAAAAGAAGCCGAGCCAGAGAAGUCCACCAGUGAAAAAAACCCCACAGAAGCUCAGGACCAAGUCAGCGAUCCUGAGCCGGAGGAAAAAACUUCAAAGGAGUCUCGAGCCAGCUCGGACAGUAGGAACGAGGAAGUGAAACACAACUACAAAAUGGCCUUUGUGAAAUCCUUGUAAUGCUGAGGAGACUGGCAGAGAGGAAUUAGUUUUUGUAAUCUUAAAUUUGUAAGUUUUGAUGUUUAUUGUUGAACGGUAGGCAGUCACCCAUCAUAGUGCUAAUCGUUAGACUCCAUUCUGGUGUGCAUGUCGUCAGGGAAGUCUGCAGGCUGAAGCUUUGGCUUUGGCCGAGCGGCGGAACCAAACGGUCACGUUUUUAUUUCGUUUGGACAUUUUAAGAGUCGCUGCAUUUGCCACGAAUUAUGUUGAAUGAAACACAAUUACUUGGCAUUAGUUAUGAUUGGUAUACAAAUUAAGAAUUUUAUGAUUUCCUGAAAACCAAUAAAAUGAAUUUUCAGUUAAAAUGGUGCUGUAAUAUGACAGUUUUUAGGGCUGUUAAAAAUUGCAACCAAAUCAGUUUUAAACUCAUCUUAAGUGUCACAGUAAAGCCAAAAUAUUGUCUUUCUUCAGCAUGAUUUUUUUUUUCUAUGACCAAUUUUGAGCCUCAGUAUUGUGGGAAAUAUUAAAGUUUGAACAGCAAAACGGCACCAAUUUAAUGUUUAUGACAAAGUAACAAAUAAGCAUUUAAACAUCUGUUUUCUGAUAAUUCAUAGGAGGAAACUUUAAAACUUGCAUUUUGGGUCAAGGGUCAAAGAACGUUUGCAUGCGUACAUUUUAAUAUUGUACAAAAAGAAAAUUCUGAGGUGAUCAGGUGGGAACGUUUUUCCAGAUUAGAUUUUUAUAUGGAAUGACCAUUAAGGGUUUGCCAAAUAUGAGAAUGAAGACAUCUUAAAAUGAUGUUUUCACACUGAUUGUAGUACAUUACAGAGUAAACACUGAUUACUAACAACUGUAUUCAUUUUAACCAUCUCAGCUGCAUGCAUGGGGCAUUUCCAGGAUUUUAUAAAUAGGGUGGCACCAAGUGGACCAUAGAAAAUCAGAAUAUUCAAUCAAAUAAAAUCUGAAAAUAAUGGUGUAGAAUAUAUUAGUCGCCUCUGGAGCUUGAAAAGUGCUCCAGAGAUGACUAUGACCUGGAUGACUGGGAACCUACACAGACAGUAUAUUGGUUAUGAUUUUCAGGACCGUAUGUAGCCCCAUGUCCUAAUGCAGAUUUAUAAUGCGAAUGUUUUGCUGCACAAGACUUUUGUGUUGGAUAAUUGUUUUGUAAAGUUGAAAAAAAAAAAAAGGUGUUUUAAAAUUCUUACUUAAAGCUACGAUCCUGCUUAAGUACCUUGAUAAUGCAUAAGUUGUAUAAUGAAAAUAUGCUCACUGGGUACACUUGUGAAAACUGUUCACUAAUGCAAAUAUCUAAUCACAUGGCAACGAUCCAAUGCAGUGAGGUAUGUUUCUGCAUUCUGCAGAAGUUCACAGAGUAUCAGAAUGGGGAAGAAAGGUGACUUUGAAUGUGCCGUGGUUGUUGGUGCACAUCAGAAAAUCUACUGAGAUUUUCCCACAUAAUCAUUUCUAGUGUUUACAAAGAAUGGUCUAAAAAAAACAUCCAGCAAGCAGCAGGUUUAUGGGUGAAAACGCUUUGUUGAUGCCAGAGGUCAGAGGAGACUGGCCAGACUUCUUUGAGCGGAUAGGAAGGCAACAAUAACUCAAAUAACCACUCAUUACGAUCAAGAUAUGCAGAGGAACAUCUCUGAACACACACGUCAGGCCUGGAAGCCGAUGAGCUACAGCAGCGAAGGACUACACCGGGUGCCACUCCUGUCAGCUAAGAACAGGAAACGGGCUGCAUUUAGCACAGACUCACCAAAAUUGGAGAGUGGAAAAACAUCGCCUGGUCUGAUAAGUCUCGAUUUCUGCAGCGACAUUUGUAUGGUAGGGUCAGCAUGAAAGCCUGGAUCCAUCCUGCCUUGUGUCAGUGGAUCAAGUGGUGGAAUGGGAUUAUGCAUGUUUGGCAGACAAAUCAGCAGCAACUGUGAUGUCAUCGUGUCAAUAUGGACCAAAAGCUCCGAGGAAUGUUUCCAGCACUUUGUUGGAUCUGAGCCACAAAUGAAGAAAGUUCAGAAAGCAAAAGUCGUCCAAACCACUCGUAGCAACGCUGUAAAUUCUAAUUAGUUUAGUAAGAAAACACACGCAAACGGAUCCCUUGAAAAAACAAGUGGAAUAAGAAAUGUAUGUUGUACUAACAAAGGAUUUUUUUAGUGUAGUUCACUAAUGCUCAGGUUUAAGUAACAAGAUAAAAACUACAGAGUACUUAACAGAGUUAGUAAAGAGUACUCAGAAUUACUAUUAUAAACAACUAAUGUGAAAGCUCCUGCAACUUAUGAUCUCUCAGUUGUAUUUACUGAAAGAGGAGCCUCAUUUACAUGUUAAAACUGCGCAAACCAAUUGCCUUAAAAAAGUUGCUCGUGUUAUUCGAGUGCUUCAGAAAUCCAUGGAGAUAAUUUUUAAAAAAUCAGGUCCAUAUAUAACAGUGACAUAUUUACAAUACAAAAAUAAAGGUUAAAAAAAACAGUUCAAAGUACAGUUAUAUGCAUAUUUUAUUCCUCUUUUUUUUAAAGGAAAUGACACCGCUCAGCUGAAAAUGUAACUUACACCAGCAGAGGUAUCAGCAGAAAGGCAUUAUGACAGCUAAGUGUGACACUUUUUGGGGACUUCAUUUGUAGAUGCAUCACAGUAGUUUAUGAAUGAAAUCAACUCUGAUUUGGUGUUUGCUCUUUGGAAAAAAUCCUCCCUCCCGUCUCUCCUUCUGGUAGAAAUCCUGAAGUGAUUAACAAAAAAAGGAAGAAAAAACAAAAGGGAGUAAAAGUUAGUGAGCAGCUACUGUCCACCGUGCUGGACUCAUAUGUAUAUUAUCAGCAUUAAACUCGUCAUCUAAGUCUUGAUAAAACAUCAAAAGGAAAUUUCCCCCAGAACUCUGUGUAUAAAAACUUACCGGUGUUGUACACAUAAUGAAGGUGGUCACUACGUAGAACAGGGAGGCUUCACAGUAGAAAAGUUCAUAUUUCUGUCACGUCUGCCUUGUAGAACCGAACAAUAAACAGAGUACGACAUUAUGAAACGUUCAAAAGUCAUAACACAGGUAUUCACAAAGACUAUAAGACAGCAUUAUAUUUGACAGCAUGGCUAACAGUUACUGACUGGAGAAAGGACACAUUACCUGAUAAAAUACUGUACAUUUUUUAACACUUUAUAAUAGUUACAGUUUGCAUUUGUACUGCACAGUAUUUAGAUUCUUAGAACUCUUAGAAAUGUUGUACAUGGAUCAGUUUAUCUAAUCCACAUUUAUAUGUACAUCAUAUUCCCAAAAGUGUUCACUCAGCCAUUCAAAUCACUGAAUUCAGGUGUUCCAGUCACUUCCAUGGCCACAGGUGUAUCAAACCAAGCACCUAGGCAUGCAGACUGUUUCUACAAUCAUUUGUGAAAGAAUGGGUCGCUCCCAGGAGCUCAGUGAAUUCCAGCGUGACAGGAUGCCACCUGUGCAGUCAUGAAAUUUCCUUGUUGCUAAAUAUUCCACAUUCACAGUUAUUGGUAUUAUAACAGAGUGGAAGCAAAUGGGAACAACAGGAACUCAGCCAGGAAGUGGUGGGCAAUGUAAAAUUGCAGAGCGGGGUCAGCAGAUGCUGAGGAGCAUAGUGCUGUGGGGGAUUAUUUUUUACUCCGUGAAUAAAAUGACAAAUGUUUAAAAGUAAACUCCAGUAAAUUAAUUAAUAAAUAGUGGCUGAAGCAAAUAAUAGACACUUAAAUAAUACAGUAGAUAGAGGGCGACAGUGCCAGACCAACUUCACAGCCUUUGGGUGAUAUGUUUAUCUUAUUUAUGACCUUCUCGGUCUCUGAGAAGAAUAUGUUUAUCUUGUCCUCAAAGGUUUUGCCCAAACAUGUGCAUCUGUGUCUGAGGAGAGAAGGGUGUGCAUAGGUCAUUGUACCCUGUUACUAAUCAUGCCACGUCAUGAUUACAGUAGGAAUAUGUGAGAGGGGAAGGUGUGUGUGUCAUUUAUGGAGCUUUUAUUGCUGAUUGGAGAAGGUUGUGCCAUGAUGCCUGAACCAACCAGUGGACGAAACAAUCUGAGAAGGCCAAGUCUAAACCACGGCUCUCUCCAACUGUUUUUGAAAUGAUGGUGCUUGUAGUAUAAAACUGUUAUGUUUAGCUUAGAGCAGUGCUCUUCUGGGGAGGGGAGCCACAGGCAGCUGGCUGGGAAGGCCUGUGUCUCCCUGAACCAAAUGGCCCAU